CUGACUUGCAUCCAGCGACAGCGCAAUGUCACGGGUGAAGCAUUCGACGCUCCAGUGCCGAGUAUCCCCAAACCUACGGCGCCUCCAAUCUACCUGCGGAUGACGAAUGACACACCCCCAUCCCCCCCCUUGUCCGCCCCAAACUCGUCGUCAUACCAUCUUCACCAUCCCGGUCGCACAUCCUUUUGGGUCAUCGCCACCGGUGCGACGUCUACGGGAAAUGCGUCCGACUUUAAUCACAUCGUCCCCUUUGCUUACAUACCUAUGUAUCCUUCUCCAAUGGAGGCAAGAACGGGGCCAAGGAAGAAAAGUCAUAUUGUAGAAAUAAUAUUGCUAAUC
Periconia digitata is the source of this 339-nucleotide messenger RNA. The record is from the annotation of a GenBank genome assembly. NCBI's taxonomy places the organism in Eukaryota, Fungi, Ascomycota, Dothideomycetes, Pleosporales, Periconiaceae.